Messenger RNA from Nerophis lumbriciformis (worm pipefish), 999 nucleotides. The record is from RefSeq and is a predicted model, not a curated record. NCBI's taxonomy places the organism in Eukaryota, Metazoa, Chordata, Actinopteri, Syngnathiformes, Syngnathidae.
AUGCGCAUCAAAGAAGCCAGCGCCCAGAAAAGUCGCGCCCCCUCCUCUCCUCGCCUCCACCUCCUUCAAAUCUCCGUCGUAGAGAGAAGGCGACCCCCUCCUUCCCCCAGAGGACUGCGUGCGUGUGCAUCACCGCUCGGCUUUGGCGAAAGCUUUUUAUUUGCCCGCCUCACCGCCCCCGCGCCCUCCCAAAGGCGAGGACGCGCGUCUUUUGUCGCACUCAAUGGUUCAAUAUACAAACUGCGCGCCCGCAGGGGAAAAACAAACAAACUCUUUACUCACCGGGCAAGUCCAUGGCAGUGUCCGCAUUGCUGUCACCAUCCGCCCGCGCGCCUCGGUCCGUUCAUUGGAAACCAGGGGGAUCCGCGCCACUUAUCCGAACCCCUGAAAAUGAGUGUCGUCGAAGGUGACUACCAGUACUACCAUUACGGCUGCGAUGGGCAAAAUGACAGAGGAUGGGGGUGUGGUUAUCGCACUAUCCAGACGAUGGCUUCCUGGCUGAGCCGCAACGUCAAUCCUCAGGUCCAAAGCAGACCACCGCCGAGCAUCCCAGAGAUCCAACAAGCCUUGGUCUCCAUGAUGGACAAGCCAAGCUGGUUUCUGGGCUCCAAAGAGUGGAUUGGGACGUUUGAAGCUUCUAUUGUCCUCUCCUGUUUCUAUGAUGUUCCUUGUAGGUUGGUUCACGUCAGAAGCGGAGGAGCGGAACUGGAGCAGGUGGCCGUGGAAGAACUUCAUCAGCACUUUGCCAAACACGCUUGUCCUGUCAUGAUGGGCGGAGACAGGGAUAACUCGUCGAAGGGGAUCUUAGGGGUGUGCACCGGGACUGUUGGAAGCUACCUGCUUAUUUUGGACCCCCAUUACCAUGGCAGUCCGUUAGAGAGAGGAGAGGUCCAAAGGAGGGGUUGGGUGGAGUGGAAAAGACUAGCAUCUUUCAAUCAGUCCUCCUUUUAUAAUCUGUGUUUACCACAGACUGAGAAAAGAACUCCAACUAGUCAUUGA